This is a messenger RNA of Drosophila grimshawi, 819 nucleotides long. RefSeq lists its product as uncharacterized. The transcript has 3 exons. The record is from RefSeq and is a predicted model, not a curated record. The coding region runs from base 39 to 506 and encodes 155 amino acids. Lineage: Eukaryota; Metazoa; Arthropoda; Insecta; Diptera; Drosophilidae.
UUUGGUGUCGUUUGUCUGUCGUUGAGGCAAACAAAAAAAUGGAUUUGAUACAGGAGAUUAACGAAAAAUAUCAAGCACUCGAGGCGGAAAUUGACAAAAAGCUGGAAAAGGUGCAAGCUGAGGAGCUAAAAUUGGAGCGCCAAAAUGAGAAACUGGCUGAAAAAUCAGCAGCUGCCCCAUCGCCAAAAGUAUUAUCCUACGAGGAGGCGCUGCAGAGAAAUGCAAAUACCUUGAAAUCUCUGGAAAUAGCCAAGGCUCGCUUACGUUCACGUUCCACCUACUCCCCCGUAGAGAAGUUGUUGCAGCGUGCUCUGGAGAAUUACAAAAAAGAAUUGAACAGUCUGAAUAGACAGCAAGCAAACAACAGCAAACAGGACCUCAAUGCCCAGGCGAAGUCAGUAGUUCAGGACGAUGACGAUGAUGAGAAGGAGCAGGAGGAAGCGCAAAACCUUUACGAGCUAAUCAUGCAAAAUGUUUUGGAGGCCAGCGAAAGUCGUCGCAAUUGAGAACUGCUGUUGCUGUCUCUUAUUUUUUUUAAUGGAAUUUUAUAUAUACAUAUGUAUAUCAUGUACCUUUGUCUCGCAUCGCAACUGCCACUGAAAAAAGUUGAAUUUUUCAAGCUGAUCAAAUAGAGACACAUGACCAAACGAGAGUUUGUAUGCUUUUUCCCCCGUACAAACAAGAGAACCCAAAACGAAUAAACACGAUCAAUGACAAAAGCAAUAGCAACAACAAUAAAUAAAAACACUCCACAGAAGAUCUAACCAAAAAAGCUGGCAAUCCUGUCAACCCACAUAUCAACCAUAUCAUCCAAUUGAA